Morone saxatilis (striped sea-bass) is the source of this 2254-nucleotide messenger RNA. RefSeq names its product protein sprouty homolog 3. The coding region runs from base 977 to 1897 and encodes 306 amino acids. The transcript is spliced from 2 exons. Gene Ontology annotation, biological process: multicellular organism development; negative regulation of Ras protein signal transduction; animal organ development. Gene Ontology annotation, cellular component: membrane; cytosol. NCBI's taxonomy places the organism in Eukaryota, Metazoa, Chordata, Actinopteri, Moronidae. The record is from RefSeq and is a predicted model, not a curated record.
AGAGAGAGAGAGAGAGAGGGAGAGAGAGAGUGCAUCCAGAUCUCAGUCAUUCAUCUCUUGGGGAGAGGAGAGGAAACUACAGCAGGACGGGAAAAGAAACAGUUUUUGAGCGAAAAAAAGGAUGAUUUUUUUUUAACUUCUGCGUUCAAUCUCUGACUUGACAAGCCUCCUCCAGCUGCAGUUUUCCUUUUCAUUAUCAUUAACAACACCCCAAAUACUCUGCAAGCUGCUGCAAGUAUUUCACAUCGCUCCUUCGACUGUGGGGUGGAGAUACUUCCACUUCUUCUCCUCCUGCAACUGAGGACACUUUUCUCUCUCUUUCUUGAAACUGCAUAAAAGCUGCAUGUUUUUAUAAGCAUCUCUUGCAACUUGAAUGUCUUUACAACUUGGACAGAGAGAGUGAAGUCCUUCGAUGCAGUGUGCGUAGAAGGGACUGGUUGGUUGUUUUAGGGAGGUGUAGGAGGAGGUGACUUCAGGAGGACGCACCGGGAUCAGACCGCUCCUGGAAGAGCUCCGGGAAGAGGAGGAGGAGGGUGCGUCACCCUGAGGAGAAGAGCAUCCUCCCAGCCUUCUCACUCCAUACAAACACACACCCUUAAGACAACGCAGACACAGCAAUCUCAGAAAAUUACCAUAGAGGGACAUCAUAUAAGUAUUUUAGCAAACUAACACUCCUGAAGUAACAUAAAGUAAAGAUUAAAACAUUACAUUAAAAAAAAAACCACAAAAGUACAUAUAAUCACUUUGUUCCACAGUCAUACUACAACUCAUUUAAGGGAUAUUGUAGGGAUAUUAUACGACUAUCAUAGUUUAUUUGUCAGCGGAACACGCACACGGACACUCAGGACGCCCAGCACGCCGCUGCAGAAUGGAUCUCCCUCCAAUCAGAGGUUUAUCUGAUGUGCCGUGAGAGUUGGGAGCACUUUGCCCCAGCCCCGGCCUGCAGCCCUGGUGCCACCCAGUCUGGCUCACCAGGAUGGACCCUGCUCAUUCCUUCGGCGGGGAGCUGGACGGGCUGGACCUUCAGCAGGUCCCAGUGCUGUCGCUCGACCAGAUACGUGCCAUCCGGGCCAACAAUGACUAUGUGGAGAGGCCCGUGGCACUGGAACCGGCAACCCAGUCCGGAUUUUUCUACGCCCAUGAAGAUCGUUACCCCCAUGGAGUAUUCUCCCAUCACCCCCAGCCUUCCUUUCGCUCAGCCCUGCCCCGCAGCCAAAGUCAGCAGCAGCACGCUCACCUGUCCCACCUGAGCCGUUCCAGUACCAUAAGCUCCUCCAUGUCUCGGACCAGUGCCACCUCAGACCAGCGGCUACUGGCAGGUUUGACACCAUCUCAUUCUGGCUUAGGUUCAGUGGUUCGUUCUCAGCCUAAAGGAGAACUCAAGCCUGAUGUUUCUUUGGGUAAAGGCCUGACAGAGGACGAGGCUGAGCAGGGCCUUCAUUUAUUCAUCUGUGAGCGGUGUGGUCGCUGUAAGUGCCAAGAGUGCUGCACCCCCCGCCGCCUGCCUUCCUGUUGGGCCUGUGGACAACGCUGUCUAUGUUCUGCCGAAAGCGCCGUGGAGUAUGGCACCUGUUUGUGCUGUGUUAAAGGCCUGUUCUACCACUGCUCCGCCCAGGAUGAUGAGGAUAACUGUGCUGACCGGCCAUGCUCUUGCGCUCCAGCCCACGCCUGUGCCCGCUGGGGCACGAUGGGGCUGCUGGCGCUCUGCCUGCCCUGCCUCUGCUGCUACCCCCCUGCCAGGCUGUGCCUUGCCCUGUGCCAGUGUGCCCACGACCGUGCCACACGCCCCGGCUGCAGGUGCAGCAACACCAAUACUGUGUGCCGCAAGAUUUCCGCAACCAACCCUAACCCUGGUCAUCCCUCACUCCGUAGCAAGGCCCUGGAAAAGCCGUUAUGACAGGCCUGGAUGGGGGCCAGGUAAAUCCAUUUCCCCAUCGCCGUCGCCAAAGCAACGCUGUCGCCAACAGUGCCACAGCUGACAUUGUGACGACAAUGCCAUUGUGACCCACCUACCUACGUACGACAAGCCAACCAACCAACCAACCAUCCAACCGUGAAGUGUUGUUCACCUAAUGUACCUUGAAUUUACUUCUUCUCCAGCUCAGGAGGGACCAAAGCUUUACUGUGCCUGUUCAUGUUGGAGACUUCAUGCCUAAACACAAAAACUUGUCCUGAAAAAGAAGAAGCUGUCGUGCUUUGCUGGACUGCCCUUCAACCUUAACCAAGACUUCCAGACAAAAAAAUCUCUCUCUCU